GGGAAGCCCACAGUGCUGCAGUCCCAGUUCAGGCUGACCUACACCAUGAUCCUCAACCUGCUGCGUGUGGAGGCCCUCCGAGUCACCGACAUGAUGAGGAGGAGCUUCUCUGAGAGCCACAGAGACACACAGGCCCAUGAGCAGCAGAUUGGUCAGUUGAAACAGACUCUGUCCUCUCUCCCUCCUCUGGACACGGAGGGUCAGCUGUCUGACCUACUGACAUACUACUACACUGUCACUGAGCUACGCCUCACUGCUGAGGCUCUGCAGUGUGCUGUUCUGGGGUCUGUGAAUGGGUUGAAAGCUCUCUCCGUGGGACGAGUGGUAGUGGUCAACAACAAACAGCACUUCAACGCCCUCGGAGUCAUCCUACAGGUUUCCAGUGACUCAGUGAAUCGUAUGUUUAUUGCUCUCAUCAUCUGUGAGAAAGGCAAUGAGGAGGGAAAAGGGGACAGCCCGAACGGCAGUGCCUUCCCCCACCUCUACAACACUGCCCUCUUUACACCUGAAGGUCAGUUCAUACACACACACAUACAACACUGCCCUCUUUACACCUGA
This is a messenger RNA of Oncorhynchus gorbuscha (pink salmon), 558 nucleotides long. RefSeq names its product helicase SKI2W-like. Gene Ontology annotation, biological process: nuclear-transcribed mRNA catabolic process, 3'-5' exonucleolytic nonsense-mediated decay. The record is from RefSeq and is a predicted model, not a curated record. The transcript has 4 exons. Gene Ontology annotation, cellular component: Ski complex. Gene Ontology annotation, molecular function: RNA helicase activity. NCBI's taxonomy places the organism in Eukaryota, Metazoa, Chordata, Actinopteri, Salmoniformes, Salmonidae. The annotation marks the transcript as partial.